UGAUUUUGGAAAGGACGAUGCCAUCGGAGGGAAUGUGAACAAAUAUAUGGUGCUUCCAACUGGAUACUGUGGACAGCCCAAGAAAGGACAUCUUGUCUUUGAUGCUUGCUUUGAGAGUGGUAACCUUGGACGGGUGGACCAGGUCUCUGAGUUUGAAUAUGAUUUAUUCAUUAGGCCGGAUACCUGUAAUCCACGUUUCCGAGUCUGGUUCAACUUUACUGUUGAAAAUGUGAAAGAAUCACAGAGAGUUAUUUUCAAUAUUGUUAACUUCAGCAAAACCAAGAGUCUUUAUAGAGAUGGAAUGGCCCCUAUGGUGAAAUCUACUAGCAGACCAAAAUGGCAAAGGCUGCCACCUAAAAAUGUUUACUAUUACCGUUGCCCAGACCAUAGGAAGAAUUAUGUGAUGUCCUUUGCAUUUUGUUUUGACCGAGAAGAAGAUAUUUACCAAUUUGCCUACUGCUACCCGUAUACAUACACCCGUUUUCAGCAUUACCUUGAAAGCCUGCAGAAGAGAAACAUGGAUUAUUUCUUUCGGGAGCAGCUGGGCCAGAGCGUGCAACAGCGGCAGCUUGAUCUCCUAACAAUAACCAGCCCUGAAGACAAAUCUGACCUUGAAAACAGUGUGAUGCAGAAGAAAAUAAAAAUCCCCAAACUUUCUCUCAAUCACAUAGAAGAAGAUGGGGAGGUUAAAGAUUACGGGGAAGAAGAUUUACAGCUUAGACACAUCAAGAGACCCGAGGGGCGGAAGCCAAGCGACGUGGCACACAAGAGCAUUGAGGCCGUGGUGGCCCGGCUGGAGAAGCAGAACGGCCUGAGCCUGGGCCACAGCACGUGCCCAGAGGAGGUCUUCGUGGAGGCCUCCCCCGGCACGGAGGACAUGGACAGCCUGGAGGACGCCGCCGUGCCCCGGGCUCUGUAUGAGGAGCUGCUGCGCAACUACCAGCAGCAGCAGGAGGAGAUGCGCCACGUGCAGCAGGAGCUGGAGCGGACUCGCAGGCAGCUGGUGCAGCAGGCCAAGAAGCUCAAGGAGUACGGGGCGCUCGUGUCCGAAAUGAAGGAGCUCCGCGACCUCAACCGCAGGCUCCAGGACGUGCUGCUCCUGAGGCUCGGCAGCGGUCCUGCCAUUGACUUGGAAAAAGUAAAGUCAGAAUGUCUCGAGCCCGAGCCGGAGUUACGGAGCACUUUCAGUGAGGAAGCAAAUACGUCGUCCUAUUACCCCGCUCCUGCACCUGUCAUGGACAAGUAUAUCCUAGACAAUGGCAAGGUCCAUCUGGGAAGCGGGAUCUGGGUUGACGAGGAGAAAUGGCACCAGCUACAAGUAACCCAGGGAGACUCCAAGUACACGAAGAACUUGGCAGUCAUGAUUUGGGGAACAGAUGUUCUGAAGAACAGAAGCGUCACAGGAGUUGCCACAAAAAAAAAGAAAGAUGCCGUCCCUAAGCCGCCCCUCUCUCCUCACAAACUAAGCAUCGUCCGAGAGUGUUUAUACGACAGAAUAGCACAAGAGACUGUGGACGAAACAGAAAUUGCACAGAGACUCUCCAAAGUCAACAAGUACAUCUGUGAGAAGAUCAUGGAUAUCAAUAAAUCCUGUAAAAAUGAAGAGCGAAGGGAAGCAAAAUACAAUUUGCAAUAAACUUUGGAUUUUUUCAUAAAGCCUUCUCGUU
Molecule: messenger RNA, 1667 nt
Organism: Eptesicus fuscus (big brown bat)
Lineage: Eukaryota; Metazoa; Chordata; Mammalia; Chiroptera; Vespertilionidae
Gene: BEND5
Product: BEN domain containing 5
Exons: 10
Coding region: 47-1636 (529 amino acids)
Biological process (GO): negative regulation of DNA-templated transcription
Molecular function (GO): DNA binding
Source: RefSeq, a predicted model, not a curated record